Messenger RNA from Vigna radiata var. radiata (mung bean), 321 nucleotides. Its product is annotated as cysteine-rich hydrophobic domain-containing protein 1-like. Lineage: Eukaryota; Viridiplantae; Streptophyta; Magnoliopsida; Fabales; Fabaceae. The coding region runs from base 1 to 321 and encodes 106 amino acids. The transcript has 2 exons. The record is from RefSeq and is a predicted model, not a curated record.
AUGGGUGGAGAGCAAGAGACGUAUAGGAGCUACGUAAGGGGUAAGCGAAUAUCUUUUGAUGCUGACACAUUGAACAACUUUCUAGGCACAGACUGGGAUGAAGAGCAGUGUCAGUAUGCACUUUCCAUGGCGGAAGGAGUGGACUUUGAUGACGUGGAGCGGGAGGACUUUGCAGCCCGAAUGACAUGGCCUGCUGAUCCAACACAGGAGGGUGGUGGAGCUAGAGCAGCUAAAGCUUUAGCCAUGGAGGAGGACGCUGAAGAUGAAGAUGAAGAGGAAGAGGAAGUUGAAGAUGAAGAGGAUUCUGAUGAUUAUGAUUGA